This is a messenger RNA of Beauveria bassiana ARSEF 2860, 633 nucleotides long. RefSeq lists its product as uncharacterized. The transcript has a single exon. Lineage: Eukaryota; Fungi; Ascomycota; Sordariomycetes; Hypocreales; Cordycipitaceae. Bases 1 to 633 code for a protein of 210 amino acids. The record is from RefSeq and is a predicted model, not a curated record.
AUGAACGGCACAGGCAAAAUCACUUACACGGCGGGCAAUGCCACCCAAGCAAAGCAGAGCCUCUUGUCCGCCGUGCCCGUUGACAACAACUCGAGCCUCGACUUUGUCAGCACGCAAGCUUCCGCAGCCGCUGCCGCAGCGCCUCAGGCAAGGUUCUUUUCUAUGGCUUCCAUGGCUCAGGAAGCGGAACCAUUUGCCACUCGUAUGGCGGUUCCGCUACCUGCCUACAUUGACGAAGCCGAUGCCGAUACUGAGGAUGCUGCUCCCGGCGCGGCUGCAACCGCGGGAGCCGACAAUCUCUCAGCCAUUAUCAGCACACAAAGCGGCAACGGCGCAUUCGACUCUGCCACCAUUGAGCGCGUCGUGUUUCCUAGCACUGGCGUUCCUGCCAUACCGGCGUUCAUCUCUUCUCUCGACGGUCGCGACAACGUCAAGGAGCAGAUCUGGUUGGCCGUGUGCGCCAUGGCAUACUUCCGCCAAAAGGAGGCUGAACGUGAGCGCGAGUGGUCUGGGGCUCGUGACAAGGUGGGCGAGUUUGUCAAAACGACUCUUUGCUGUGUGUUUGGUGUUGAUGCUGGUCGGUCUGAGGAAAUUUUGACUAACUCACUUGAUGACGCGGAGGGCUACUUUUGA